UUGUGGAUUGGGGCAAGUAAGAACUCAUUAGAGAGACCACUGGGCCCUGAGUGGUGCACCGGAGUAAAAACGUCAGGACCUCACUUCUCGUGUGAUCAAGGACAAAUCAUAAAACACGACUUUCAUGAAAGAUUGAGGGAAAUCCAAGAGACGAUCAACGUAUGGAGUUUGAGGGUUUAUCCUCGUUUGGCAAAGUGACUGUCAUAAAAACGUUCCUUGUACCAAAGCUGUUAUAUGUUUCUAUAAUAUUGGAAACUCUAGAAGAAACUAUGAAACAGAUGGAGAGGAUGAUAUUUAAUUUUUUGUAGCAAGGACCAGAUAAAGCGACAAGACUCUCUGUUAUUAACUCGCUUCAGAACGGUGGCUUGAAUCUUACGGAUCUUGAAACCCAAAUUAAAGCCUUGAGGCUGUCCUGGAUUCCACAGGCUCUUGAUGAGCGCGUUGGUUCAUGUGAAUCAUAUUUUGCAUUUUAUUUGAAAAAAAAGGAGGGACCUUGCUCUUGAAAUGUAAUUAUGAUGUAAAGGAUCUUAAUUUAUAUUAA
Messenger RNA from Pocillopora meandrina, 541 nucleotides. The record is from the annotation of a GenBank genome assembly. NCBI's taxonomy places the organism in Eukaryota, Metazoa, Cnidaria, Anthozoa, Scleractinia, Pocilloporidae.